This is a messenger RNA of Nicrophorus vespilloides, 1436 nucleotides long. RefSeq names its product dorsalin-1-like. Gene Ontology annotation, cellular component: extracellular region. Gene Ontology annotation, biological process: BMP signaling pathway; SMAD protein signal transduction. The record is from RefSeq and is a predicted model, not a curated record. Bases 188 to 1270 code for a protein of 360 amino acids. The transcript has 4 exons. Lineage: Eukaryota; Metazoa; Arthropoda; Insecta; Coleoptera; Silphidae. Gene Ontology annotation, molecular function: growth factor activity; cytokine activity.
UAAGUAAAAUUUGCUUUAAAGGAUAGCACGAAAUGUAGAGAUGAUUAAUUAAAAGUCGAGUGGUUAUGAUUGUGGAUUGAUGGACCUGGAGAGGUGUUCUAAAAUUAGGUGAAGAAAUUAGGUAUUUUUAAACUCUCCGGUUCGAGUGGACGACGAUGAUGGUCAUCAUCGGAAGGUGGCAUUCGCGAUGUGGAAGUGGGCGGCGUUCGUGGCCUCCGUGGUGGGCAUCAUCCUCUGCGUCAGGAUCAUCCUCUGGGGCGAAGACGGAAGGGCCGGUCGGAGGACGAAGAUCAAGCAGCACGUGCCCAAAUUCAUGCUCGAUCUUUACCAUCAGAGCAGAAACGGAAGCGACGGCCCCGACGUCGUGCGCAGCGUCAUACCCAAAUCUUCGGGAAGUCACGAAGAUGACGACGACGAUGAUGAUCACGACAAACACUACUUGAUCUUCGACGUUCCCAGUGCGAACGAGGACGAAGAGUUCUUCAGCGCGGAGCUCAGAAUACUCACCGUCAUGGACGAACGCAAAUCUCAAAGUAAUCUGUUUACACUCACCAUGACAACAACAAAAUAUAAUAACAAUUCAACCAUUGCUAUGGUGAAUUCUAUAAAUUGCUAUGCAUUAGAAAAACUAUUGAAACUGUCGAUCUACGAUCACGCGGACGGCGAUUUGCUGUAUCUGAACCGAUUCAGAAUACGACCGUCCAAUAACACGUGGCUCUCCAUCAAUUUGACGAAUCCGGUCGAAGCUCUACUGUCACGUGACGGUAGCGGCCAUUUGAAGGUGGUGCUCUCGCUGGAAGCGAUAAAAUUGACGUUGCUCCCAGAGGACGACGUCCACGGCGAGCACAGCUACCCCGUCCUGCUGUUAUCCUACAAUUGCCAUGGUAACCCGAGGAGGAAACGCUCGUUGAUUGAAUUCGAGGACGACGGAAAGAGGAAAUCCAAGUACAAGAACGGUUGCAGGCGGAGACCGCUUUACGUCGAUUUUGCAGAGAUCGAUUACGACAGUUGGAUCGUCCAGCCAAGUGGUUACGAAGCGUUUCAGUGCGUGGGAAAGUGCUUUUACCCGUUGACCGAUCAUCUGACACCAACGAAACACGCGAUCGUCCAAUCCUUGGUGCACAGUAUAUCACCUCUGAGGGCCACCAGGUCCUGCUGCGUUCCAACCAAGCUCAACCCGAUUUCCAUUCUCUACGUAGACGAGCGCGGCGUCCUGACGUACCGGUACGCCUACAAGGAUAUGGUCGUUGCAGAAUGCGGAUGUCGAUAAUUCACAUAUAUUUCAAAUAAAAUAUAGCUUUAAUUUACACCCUAUACUAAAGUAAUCAUAAUUCAAGCGUCCCUAGUAAUCACGAUAGCAACCGAAACGAAUUUGUACAAAUUUCAUGUAACUAUGGCAACGAUGACAACCCUUGAAUUUUAUGUGCAAUAAAAUU